Molecule: messenger RNA, 1266 nt
Organism: Lampris incognitus (smalleye Pacific opah)
Lineage: Eukaryota; Metazoa; Chordata; Actinopteri; Lampriformes; Lampridae
Gene: kcnk2a
Product: potassium channel, subfamily K, member 2a
Exons: 8
Coding region: 127-1266 (379 amino acids)
Biological process (GO): potassium ion transmembrane transport; stabilization of membrane potential
Cellular component (GO): membrane
Molecular function (GO): outward rectifier potassium channel activity; potassium ion leak channel activity
Source: RefSeq, a predicted model, not a curated record
ACAGUGGCAGCUCCAGACUUAUUGGACCCCAAAUCCGCCACUCACAACACCAAGCCCCGCCUCUCCUUCUCCACAAAGCCAAUAACACUGAGUGCACGGGAGGAGAACGAGGUGGUUGCCACGGUGAUGAAGUGGAAGACAGUGUUGGCCAUCUUCCUUUUGGUGGUUUUGUAUCUGGUAAUGGGGGCAGCAGUCUUCAGAUCCCUAGAACAGCCCCAUGAGAGUGCCCAGCGUUUGGCUAUUCUGUCUCAGAAACUGGAGUUUCUUUCUAAACACUCCUGUGUUAACCACAGCCAGCUGGAGGAGCUUGUCAAGCAAGUGGUGUCUGCAAUUCGUUCAGGGGUGAACCCAGCAGGGACACUGACCAACCAUAGCAGCCUCUGGGACCUAAGCUCGGCCUUCUUCUUUGCUGGGACUGUCAUCACCACAAUUGGUUUUGGGAACAUCUCUCCCCACACGGAAGGCGGGAGAAUCUUCUGUAUCGUGUAUGCUCUGUUAGGGAUACCUCUCUUUGGCUUCUUGUUGGCUGGUGUGGGGGAUCAGCUAGGCACCAUAUUUGGGAAGGGUAUCGCCAGAGUGGAGAAGAUGUUUGUGCAUUGGGACAUCACUCAGACAAAGAUUCGGGUCAUAUCCACGCUGCUCUUUGUAUUGUUUGGCUGCCUGCUGUUUGUGGCACUCCCAGCAGUCAUCUUUAAACACAUUGAGGGCUGGUCUGCAUUGGAGUCGCUCUACUUUGUUGUCAUCACCCUGACCACCAUAGGAUUUGGAGACUUUGUAGCAGGUGGAUCAGAGAUAGAGUACUUAGACUACUAUAAGCCAGUUGUGUGGUUCUGGAUUCUGGUGGGAUUGGCUUACUUUGCUGCCAUUCUUAGCAUGAUAGGAGACUGGUUAAGAGUCAUCUCCAAGAGGACCAAAGAGGAGGUCGGUGAGAUCCGUGCCCAUGCUGCGGAGUGGACGGCCAACGUCUCAGCGGAGAUCAAAGAGACACGCCGUCGCGUUAGCGUCGAGAUCUAUGACAAGUUCCAGCGCGCUGCAUCGAUCAAGCGCAAGCUGUCCUCUGAGCUGGGUUUGAGCCCCGCCCCUGAGCUCACCCUCCCCAAGAGGGGUGUGUCGGUCAACUUCAACGAUGAACGGGAGAAAGAGAAGAAAGAGAAGGACGCAGGGUCGCAAGGUUUGACAACGCCCCUGACCAAAAAUGACGGUUUGUUUAUGAAUGGUUUAGACCCGGAGAGGGGAGAUAUUGCCAUUAUAGAACACCUUAAGUAG